AUGAAUUUAACUUAUAGCGAUGAUUUCGAAAGCGAUGACUCAAGUAAUGAUCCGAUAUUUACACCUUCCGUAAAGCAAAUGACAAAACCAAUUGAUACUCCAAAGUCUAAUAAAGAAAAUAAACCUGAUAAUAACGAAAUUUACGGAGUAUUGAGUUUUCAAAAAAUGAAUAAUAUCAUAAAGCAAAGAGAAGAGUAUCUAAAAUGGCAACAAGCAGAAAACACUCGCAUCUGGGGCGAAAAUUUCAGUCCUUAUUCUUCACUUGACAAGAUUGCAAAUCGAAUAGCAUUAAUGCAAGUAAAAGAAGUUACGGAUCUAUUGGGAAAAACAUGCGACGAUUUUAUUGAGUCACUAGUACAUACAGAAUUUUUCCCAGAAAAUAAUCAAUAA
This is a messenger RNA of Trichomonas vaginalis G3, 390 nucleotides long. RefSeq lists its product as uncharacterized. Lineage: Eukaryota; Parabasalia; Trichomonadida; Trichomonadidae. The transcript has a single exon. The record is from RefSeq and is a predicted model, not a curated record. Bases 1 to 390 code for a protein of 129 amino acids.